CCCCGCUGUCGCCAUCUUUGUUGAGGGCAGCCGGCAGCCGUGGGAGGGAAGAGGCGGCGGCGGCAGGAGAUGCCCAAGUCGUGCGCGGCCCGGCAGUGCUGCAACCGCUACAGCAGCCGCAGGAAGCAGCUCACCUUCCACCGGUUCCCUUUCAGCCGCCCCGAGCUGCUGAAGGAAUGGGUGCUGAACAUCGGCCGAGGCAACUUCAAGCCCAAGCAGCACACGGUCAUCUGCUCGGAGCAUUUCCAGCCGGACUGCUUCAGCGCCUUCGGCAACCGCAAGAACCUGAAGCAGAACGCAGUGCCCACAGUGUUUGCUUUCCGGGAGACAGCACAGCUGGUUAGGGAGAACACAGACCCUGCUGGCCAGAGGAGUGAUGCGCAGGCACAGCCAGGGAAGGUCUUCUCAGGAGCAGGGGCUGGGGAAUAUACCCCAGGAAGAAAGAUGGAAAUCCCACUUGACAAGCACCAAUUAUCCCCAGAUGCUGAGGCUUCUGAAAAAGAGGUCUCCUCUUACACGACACAGGAAGUCUCAUCCCGCCUCCUGCCCACCAGUCCUCCAGGGCAGAGAGGUUCACUUCCCUUCCUGGCAUCAGAUCACAGCUAUGCUCUCCUGGACUUAGAUGCUUUAAAAAAAAAACUUGUGCUCACACUGAAGGAAAAUGAACGGCUCCGCAGGAGGCUAAAGAUGCAGAGGGUGGCCAUGAGAAGGAUGUCCAGCCGCCUUCAGGCUCUCCAGGAGGAGAAGAGGCGAAAGAAAGCCCUGCAGAGGGAAGAGGAAGGACCGGCAGCCUGAGCUGGAGGAGCUCCCUCCUCUGGAAGACAGACGGUGGUCCAUCGCCUCGUCCAGGGCCCCGCUCCAUGGCGGCAGCGGCAGCGGCUCGGGCCCCACUGCUGCCGGCACUUUGGAGAGACUAGCACCCCGAGCAUGGCAGAGGAGAGGAGUGUUGGGGCAGUACAGUAAGUGGAGGGAAAAAAACCCGCUCACUGCCAUGCUGGGUCAGAAAGGGGAAGCGUCUCAAACACAGACUGAGUAUGAUUCCAUUUCAGUGUUUGUUUUUUUGCUACCACCGCAUUUCAACACGAAGCAAACAUUCCCUUAGGAUUGAUGAGCAUAGAAGGAGCUAACAGUGGGACCUAGGCUGCAAGAAGGAUGUCUUAAGUCAAGGGGAUUAGCUAGAUGUGAUGGUGGAAGAGAAAACCAGGUAGGUUUCUUUUGGAAAGAAUGGAAAGAUCCAGAGAACAGUAUUUUCCGAGGCAGUGCCUGAGAGUCCCAAUCCUCUAUGGAGUCACUCCUGCCCAAGCAGGCACUCGGAGGUCUGUCUGGGUUGGGGUUUGCCAGUAUCCUGUUGUAAAGUGGUAUAAAUUGCACUCGUAUUCCUAGUCUGAGAGGGUGUGCCUGCGCCUCCUACAAGGACUUUGCAGGUUUCUGUCCUUUGCUAGAUAGGAAUCACUUGUUUUGAGUUUCCCUCCUCGCUCCAUCCAGGCUACUGUGGACAUGGAAAAAGGCUCAGAAAUGGUUUCACUUUAUGCCUUGUAAAGCAGUGGACAGGGCACAUACCUUUGACAAAAACAUUUUGUUUAUUAAAACCCCUCACACAGCUGAUUACAGGCCCCCCCCCACCGGACUUCAAGUUCCUUGGACCAGUGUGAUGUACAACACCGUGACAGCCUCUUCCUUCUGUCCGUGCAUGCUGUGCUUUGUGUAAACAGUAGUGUCCUAUGUGUGACAUAGCCUUGUGGGAGGCUGGAGGAGGCAGAGAUUUGUGCUUCCUAAGCAUGUGUGGGACACUGUGGUUCAGUCAGAGGAGGGGUGAAAUAAAUCUGGAAGGAGCCUUCAGUGAAACCACUGCCUCUUUCCAUGAUCGUGCUUUUGAAAAAUGAGUCCCAGCUCCAGCUUUCAGAAAGGGUUUAUUAUUGACAAUACAGUGCCUUCUGUACAACCAGCUUCAACAAAAUGAAGAAAAUUGGUACCCACAAGAACCAUCUGCAGCAAAGGGGACAACGGGCCGCGUGAAGUCAGAGUCCUUUGGCAAAGUUUAUUGCACAAUUUGUAUUAGCUUCAGGUAUAGGAAACAUUGUAAAAAUGGGCAUGAAUGUCACAGAAUUAGACAACCUGAACUGUU
This is a messenger RNA of Phascolarctos cinereus (koala), 2125 nucleotides long. RefSeq names its product THAP domain containing 3 (gene THAP3). The record is from RefSeq and is a predicted model, not a curated record. Lineage: Eukaryota; Metazoa; Chordata; Mammalia; Diprotodontia; Phascolarctidae.